Molecule: messenger RNA, 1448 nt
Organism: Micropterus dolomieu (smallmouth bass)
Lineage: Eukaryota; Metazoa; Chordata; Actinopteri; Centrarchiformes; Centrarchidae
Product: putative ubiquitin carboxyl-terminal hydrolase 50
Exons: 6
Coding region: 18-1091 (357 amino acids)
Biological process (GO): protein deubiquitination
Molecular function (GO): cysteine-type deubiquitinase activity
Source: RefSeq, a predicted model, not a curated record
UCAGCUGUGGUCAGAUAAUGGAAAAUAAGAAACAAUGCCGCAGCUCUGCAGUGAGGCAGCAGAGGUGGAACAGACCAGGAGUGUGCGGUUUGGACAACUCCGGCAACUCUUGCUACUUAAACGCUGUGUUACAGUGUCUGUGUUCCACUGUGCCCUUCGUAGAGCACCUCCUCAAUCAGGACACUCGCAAAGAGCUGGUAAGGUCUAAGUGCCGGGUGGCUGAGGUGUUUGUGCGUCUACUGGAGGAGAUGUGGAUGGGAAGGAGCUCCAGCUGUGCUCCUGUGGAGGCCAGGUCUGUGCUGUGCUCCAUCCUCCCCCAGUUCGACAAUGACUCCCAGCAAGACGCCCAGGAACUGCUGCUCUUUCUCCUCAAUGCACUCCACGACGACCUCAUAAGGGUUGCAAAGCGCCAGAAGUGCUCCUCAAUGCGACAGCAGAGACGAGCACAGAAUAGAAACUGUGCCACUGCAGCGGUGGAGUCCACCAUUGUCACCCACAUGUUUGAGGGCCAGCUGAGCUACAUGACUCUAUGCAUGCACUGCGACCACCAGGCACACAGCACACAGACCUUCACUGUACUGUCACUACCAAUUCCAACAGAUAUCAUUAAGUGCUCCAUUCAGGAUUGCCUGUCACUGUUCUUCGAGCAGACUACCCUGUCAGGAGGCGAGCAGAUGCUGUGUUCAGUAUGUGGGCUGAGGAGAGAAACAGCAGUCCUUACUUGUAUGGACAAACCUCCCGAAAUCCUCAUGUUGCACCUGAAACGGUUUGGUUGCAAGGGGAAGAAUCAAGUGAAACUGAGGACUAAUGUUUUCUUCUCUGCGACACUCGAUCUCACCCCGUUUCUAUCCAGCUCGAUAGAGAAUACCUCAUAUUCCUCUUACUGCCUUUAUGCUGUUGUGAAUCAUAUAGGUAAUCUGAACAUGGGUCACUACACAGCUCUGUGCCAAAACACCCUGACCCAGACCUGGCACUGUUUUGACGACUCAGCGGUCAGAGAGGUAGAGGACAGCCUGGUGCAGUCUCCAAAUGCCUACAUGCUGCUCUACAGCCGCGAGCCUUUUCAAAAGCCAAAGAUUCAUGGACUAUGAGUUCUCUGACUAAAUCCAUGAGCGGACUGAGCUUCAACUUCCUUUUUGUUGUUUGGGUUUUAUCAAUUAUCUGCUCCUCAUUGGUGAACUUCCAGUCAGACAACAUCUCUGAUGCUUGUUUUUUUUUUAACCUUAUUCCAAAUAGAUUUAAAAAAGAUCAACUGUUGACUUUUGUGCCAUUAUUAUAGCCAACUGUUGUAAUGUUUGUACACCAUAUUGUCCUAUAACUUCACCAGAAAAGGGAUUAGAACAUGGUUUAUGUGGCACCACUAUAGCUUAUAGAUUCUGAAACAAUCACAGGCACAAACACUAAUUUGAAGCAGUUUUAAUAAAUAGUCAUGAGUAGUUUGAGGUUAA